AACGACCAUAACAAAUAUGAAUCAUCGGGGUUCACAAACCCACUCGUCGCCGGGAGGCAUUUUCCACCACAAACCACAAAUCCUAUGCUGAUUCUCAGCUAGGCAGCAGCGGCAAAGCCGACGUCCUCGGCACGCUCGCAGGCCAUGGCUGCCGGGCCGCCGCAGCGGCCGCUGCGCGUCGUGCUCUUCCCGUGGCUCGCGUUCGGACACCUGCUCCCGCACCUGGAGCUCGCCGAGCGCCUGGCGUCGCGGGGCCACCGCGCGACCUUGGUCUCCACGCCGGGCAACGUCGCCCGCCUCCCGCCGGCGCUGGGCGUCGACUUCGUGGCGCUGCCGCUGCCGCGCGUCGACGGGCUCCCCGACGGCGCCGAGUCCACCAACAGCAUCCCCCACGACAAGCACUCGGUACUCUUCCAGGCCUUCGACGGCCUCGCCGCGCCCUUCGCCGAGUUCCUGGCCGCCGCGUGCGCCGACGAGCGCCAGAGGCCCGACUGGAUCAUCGUCGACAUCUUCCACCACUGGGCCGCUGCCGCCGCUCUGGAGCACAAGGUGCCAUUGGCGGUGUACCUCCCAGCCGCCGCGGCUCUGGUCAGAAACCCGGCCGCCGUCGUGCCGCGCUUCGAGUCGGAGCAGGGGAACAAGCAGUAUAAUUCCGACCAUGGCGGCAUGUCCAUGUCCCAGCGCUUCUUCUCCACCCUCGAGCGGUGCACGCUCGCGGCGUUGAGGAGCUGCGUCGAGUGGGAGCCCGAGUUCUUCCCGCAGGUGGCGCCGCGCCUCCGCAAGCCGGUCGUCCCACUGGGGCUCCUGCCACCGUCACCCCGAGCGAACGGCGCCGAGGACGCCGUCACCGUGCGCUGGCUGGACGUGCAGCCGCCGAGCUCGGUGGUGUACGUCGCGCUGGGGAGCGAGGCGCCGCUGCCCGUGGAGCAGGUGCACGAGCUGGCCCUCGGGCUGGAGCUCGCCGGGACGCGCUUCCUCUGGGCUCUGAGGAAGCCCAGCGGCGUCCCCGACGACGGCGACCUCCUCCCUCCCGGUUUCCAGGAGCGCACCCAGGGGCAGGGGCUCGUGACCACGGGGUGGGUUCCUCAGGUCAACAUACUGGGGCAUGGCGCCGUGGGCGCCUUCUUGACGCACUGCGGGCAGAGCUCGUUCGUCGAAGGGCUCCUGUUUGGGCGCCCUCUGGUCUUGUUGCCCAUCUUCGGAGACCAAGGGUCGAAUGCGCGCCUCUUGGAGGGGAAGAAGGUGGGAUUGCAGGUGGCGAGAGAUGAGGACGACGGAUCCUUCGACCGCCAUGCCGUCGCGAGCGCCGUCCGUGCCGUCAUGGUGGAGGAAGAAACAAGGGGUGUCUAUGUAGCAAACGCACUCAAGGCGCAAGAGAUUGUAGCCAAUAAGGAGCUUCAUGAGAGAUACAUCGACGAAUUUGUACAGCAACUGAGAUCGCAUACCGCUGAUGCCAACUCCACUGCUGCUGUCCCACCUCAAGCUGAGGCUUAGUUCCCCGACAAAAUGGAUACACAAAUGAAGUAAUGUCAUGUGAGUCGAAUAAGAAACUCUGUGCUUGUAGUGUGGUGGUUGUGAUGGGCUUUAUCUGUGGCAGAAAAUCUCAAAGAAUUAUUUUGAGUUUUAUUAUGCAUUUUUAAAAGAAAGAUAGGAUCAUUACUUAUACCAACAUAAGAUUA
This is a messenger RNA of Setaria italica (foxtail millet), 1679 nucleotides long. RefSeq names its product UDP-glycosyltransferase 91C1. Bases 145 to 1494 code for a protein of 449 amino acids. Lineage: Eukaryota; Viridiplantae; Streptophyta; Magnoliopsida; Poales; Poaceae. Gene Ontology annotation, molecular function: UDP-glycosyltransferase activity. The transcript is spliced from 2 exons. The record is from RefSeq and is a predicted model, not a curated record.